GUUUAGCCUUAGGCAGGUAUCUCAUCCUUUACUUCGCUAUAACCCUAGUUUCCUCUUGAGGGUUUCUUUUUCAAUCCUUUUUCCAAACCCUAUGGCGUCUACAGAGAUAGAGUACAGGUGCUUUGUCGGCGGCCUUGCCUGGGCCACAAACGACCAAGCCCUCCAGGAGGCCUUUAGUCCCUUUGGCGAGAUCCUUGAAUCGAAGAUCAUCAAUGAUAGAGAGACUGGCAGAUCUCGCGGGUUUGGAUUCGUGACCUUCAACAACGAGAAGUCGAUGAGAGAUGCUAUUGAAGGAAUGAACGGUCAGAAUCUCGACGGCCGUAACAUUACCGUUAACGAAGCUCAAUCCCGCGGAAGCGGAGGUGGUGGCGGUGGAUACAGCCGUGGCGGCAGCGGUGGCGGCUAUGGUGGUGGCGGACGACGUGAAGGUGGAUACGGUGGUGGUUACAACCGCGGAGGUGGUGGAUAUGGCGGUGGUGGUUACGGUGGGGGUCGGGACCGUGGAUAUGGUGAUGGUGGAUCUCGUUACUCAAGGGGUGGUGGUGCAUCUGACGGGAACUGGAGGAAUUAGGAAGUAGUAGUUCUGGCUUUGUUGUUUGCUUGUGAGUUGUGUUGGUUUUAUGAUUCCUGUAGGGUGCUCUGUCAGUGUUGUUCCUUGAAUGAUGAUGUAGAUCAUUUUUGAUCGAUGAUUAUGUUUUUGUCUAUAGAUCUUGUUUGCAAGUUCUAUGAGAAAAAUUUCAGUUUCCUAUCA
This is a messenger RNA of Hevea brasiliensis (rubber tree), 751 nucleotides long. Its product is annotated as glycine-rich RNA-binding protein. The transcript is spliced from 2 exons. Gene Ontology annotation, molecular function: mRNA binding. The record is from RefSeq and is a predicted model, not a curated record. Lineage: Eukaryota; Viridiplantae; Streptophyta; Magnoliopsida; Malpighiales; Euphorbiaceae. The coding region runs from base 92 to 571 and encodes 159 amino acids.